AUGAUACUACAGGGCAAUAUACAUUUUGAAGAUGUCCUCGAGCGAGCGAUGUCGUUACAUUAUGCCCAUUUUCGAUACUUUCCGGUCUUCCCUGCGCGGCUGCAAUGCGAGUUCAAAGGCGUGCCUGGCGAGCGCAUGGUCUCACGAAACAAGUUCCAUAUUCUUGACCCAAAGCGUAGUUAUCGGCGUAUUACUGAGGGAAAUUGGGAACGCUCUGUCCUCCAUGGGUCGUCGUUAGCCAUGUCUAUCGUUCUUGAGAGGAGGCACCCUAAUAUUGAGAAUAUAUGCCCUCGUUGCACGACAGCAAACACGGCCAGUACGCCCCAACGGCUUCUCCGGUGUUGCUUCUGUGGGUUGUACUAUGCUCUGGGGAAUAUAUUCACAGUUGGUAAUCAUUUCCCCCCUCCUGGCAACACAAUACGGCCUCCGAUCCUCCAGGUUGUGGACCCUGACCCAGCCUUCCUGAUUUCGAAUUCUGGAGGCGGAUUCACAUUUCAGGUUCCACACCGAGUCGACAGUGAUGAAGAAGACAACGACCUAUUCAGAAGGGUGCAUGUCAAUCAUAUGAAUAUUCUAGAAUCCAUGGGUCAAAUCUCUCAGUAUGAUCACUAA
Messenger RNA from Lindgomyces ingoldianus, 612 nucleotides. RefSeq lists its product as uncharacterized. Lineage: Eukaryota; Fungi; Ascomycota; Dothideomycetes; Pleosporales; Lindgomycetaceae. The record is from RefSeq and is a predicted model, not a curated record. The transcript is spliced from 2 exons. The coding region runs from base 1 to 612 and encodes 203 amino acids.